AUGUGGGAAUCGCAUCAAGUUCUCGCACUCUCACAAGCCAACGACGAUGAGCUCACUCAAAGCCACAUUGAACUGCGACCUGGCUUCACAAGGGCUUUUCAAUUUACACUAUUGUAUUCGGCCCAUUCUCUCUGCUUUUGGAUCGUUAUUCAACUGCUGCAGGCCGAUGACGAGGCCCUAAUGAAGACAAUCCACCUCGCAAACGUCGCCUGCGGCUUCCAUGCUGGUGACUUUGAGACCAUAAACACCACCGUCGCGCUCGCGAAAAAAUACGGCGUCCGUGUUGGCGCGCACCCUUCGUUGCCUGACCGGCAGGGAUUUGGCCGCCGUGAGAUGCUCAUAAAACCGGAGGAACUCAAAGCAUGCUUUGUAUAUCAAAUCGGUGCCAUCACAGGAUUUCUGAAGAUGCAGAAUCUCGAGUUGAACCAUGUCAAGCCUCAUGGCUCGAUCUAUGGACAAACAGCGCGGUCUCUUCCGCUCGCACAAGCGGUGGUUGCCGCGACCAAAACCUUCUCCACUGACCAGUACCCAGUGGCAUUUAUCGGGCUACCGGGGACAAUGCAUCAGGUUGCCUGUAAGGAGGCCGGAAUAAAGUUCAUUCCAGAGUGGUUCGCAGAUCUGGACUAUGAUUCCGAGGGCAGGCUAUUGAUCACAAAGAACCACGAUCCUGUGUCGCUUGACACAGUCCGGGAACGUGUUCGCACAUCAACCAUUAUCGGAAUCCAUCGUGAAAUCACGACCAACAAGGGCACAUUUCUUCCUUUAAGCGAAGAGGGCCUCGAGGAAGUGACCAUCUGCUGUCAUUCAGACACUCCCGGGGCAGUCAAGAUUGCAGAGCUGGUUAAAUGCAUUGUGGAUCAGCAUAACGAAAAGAAAUAG
Mycena indigotica is the source of this 879-nucleotide messenger RNA. RefSeq names its product Lactam utilization protein lamB. Lineage: Eukaryota; Fungi; Basidiomycota; Agaricomycetes; Agaricales; Mycenaceae. Gene Ontology annotation, biological process: carbohydrate metabolic process. The coding region runs from base 1 to 879 and encodes 292 amino acids. The record is from RefSeq and is a predicted model, not a curated record. The transcript has 9 exons.